CCUGCCCGGUUGAGAGCUCAGUCGGUGUCCGCCAGGUUGAAAAUCCGUGACUUCUCCUCGUUUCGUACGUGACUUUUCCCAUUUUUAUUAAAACGGCGCGAGAAAAGUGGAAAAAAGAAGAUAUGAAAUACAGCGAAACAUAUAGAGCUGACAAUUACUCUUUAUUGAAUGCUGGUUAAAACGUCCGUCGAUGAAAUUGGCGAUGAACAUCGGGUUUUCUUAAAUUAGCAGAAAGUCAGGAAGACGUUAGACAAGGCUUUUUCUGUGCAAACUCGAUUACAGUGGAUGUGAGUGCGCGCUUCGAUACAUGCGCGAUCCCACGCGUGUCGCAAACAACGUGUGUGUGUGUUUACAUAUGGUGAUCUGUGUCGACUGUGUAACAACCAACAAGCAAGAAUCGUGAUUUUGGAUUGCAGCAAAUUCGUCGACGACCGAUUAGUGUUACCGGCUAUUUUAUAGACAUGCUUGGGUUCGACAGCAGACAGUAACACUAGGUGACACACCGGCGUAUAUAACACACGCAUGAGCAUACACUAGCGUACACAGUUAUGGCAAGGACAACGACUGCGUGGUUUUGCUGCUUACUCUGCGUGUUUUUAUGCCUUCGUAACGUCACUUCGAAAGCUGGCUUGUGCGAGGUAGAGUCAGGACAAUCGAAUAUCAUUCUUGACAUCGAGGAGAGCAGAGGAGAUGCGAUCGAUCAGAAGACCGUGCCGGAGGAACUUCCGGUAUCUGGCGAUCCGUAUAACGAGACCACGCUGGAGUUGAUCUUUCCUGGAAGACAGCCUCGUUUUAAACUGAAUGGAAAGAAACUGCAGCUGUUGGAUCCUCUGGAUAGGGACGAUGAAAAUCUCUCGCACGUUGUUUUUCAGUUAAGCUGUACGGUGAAGCAAACGAACAAGAAACGGACCAUACCGGUGAUUGUGCGAGUGUCAGAUAUAAACGACAAUGCGCCGAAAUUCAUUAACACGCCAUACGAGACAACGGUGCCAGAGUUAACUCCAGUUGGUUCGACCAUCUUCAAAAACGUGGUGGCCGUGGACGCGGAUGCCGGUGUAAACGGCAUCGUGGAAUACUCGAUCGCUCCUGGUGACGGAACCGGCAUUGGCAACAAUGACGGAGUUGGUCGAAAUAGAAUAACAACGGCCGAUGGAUACGGUUAUUUCAGCAUUAACUUACCUCAUCAAGGCCAAGUUACUGUUAACCGUACCUUGGAUUUUGAAAGAACGCAACGAUACCUCGUCACUAUUUUGGCAUCGGAUCGUGCAAGGAACGUAUCCGAGAGGUUCACAUCUACCACCACCUUGACGGUAAAUAUCAGAGACGACGAUGAUCAAGAUCCUUCCUUCAUCUAUCAAGGUUGUAUGUUGUUGGAUGGCGCCUGCAUUAAUCCAGAAUAUUCGGCAUCCGUAUCGAGUGGAGUGUUAUCCGGGAUACUUAAUAUAUCGCCGGAGAAAAUACAAGCGGUUGAUAUGGACAGUAUAAACGCACCCAUUCAUUACUCGUUUCUCAGUGGCAAUCCAUCGAAUUAUCGAGAAUUUUUCGAAAUAAACCCAAACACUGGCGCCGUGAAGCAAAUCAAGGCGGUCGACACAACGGUUACCAAGAAGUUCGAUAUCAUCAUCAAGGCUGUCGAGGUGUCGGAAGCGAAACGAUCGGCCACAGCGAAAUUGACCAUCACUGUGAAGCCAGUCGACAGUAACCCCCCGAUUAUAACGGCAUCGAACAUAGAGGGUUUCGUCGAUGAGAAUGCGCCGAUUGGAACAAAGGUUAUCGACAAAAUAGGCAAUCCUGUGGUACUCACUGUUUCGGACGCUGAUUUGGGGCCCGAAGAUCCGAAACCAGCUUACACUUUCGAAUUAACUACCAAUUUCUUCGCGAUCGAUCCUUCCGGUAUACUCGUCGUGAACGAAGAGAAUCUGGAUCGUGAUCCUCCGAGUCCUGGUCGUUUCCGGUUUCAAGUGGUGGCCAGAGAAAAGACGGGCGUUGCUGCAUCCGCGCCAUUAUCCUUCGUGGUGAUAUUGAACGACGUUAACGACAACGCACCUAUGCUUCCUAUGAUAGCUCCCAUCACCGUUCAGGCUGGAGAAACAAAGAAAGUAGUGACAAAGGUGGAGGCAACGGAUAACGACGAAGGGGAGAAUGCCGAAAUAACGUACAGCAUCUAUCACGUGUCGAAUAACGGACUACAUAAGUUUAAAAUCGAUCCGAAGACCGGCCUAAUCGAAUCCGUGAGAAAGCUGAACGCGGGCGAACAAUUCAGCAUUACCGUACAAGCUACUGACAAGGGUGGAAAAUAUUCACAGACGAUCGUCGAGGUAAACGUGAUUCCUGGACCCAAUACCAGGAGUCCCGUCUUCCAGCAACCGGUAUACGAGGUGCAAGUCAGCGAGGGAGCUUCCAUUAAUUCCACGGUCGCGACGAUUACCGCAGUUGACCCAGAGAACGAUCCAGUGUCGUACUCGAUCGUAUCGGGAAACGAUCUGCGUCAAUUUGCGAUCGGUGACAAAUCAGGCGUGAUCACUGUUAUAAGGAAGUUGGACAGGGAGGAUCUGACCCGUUAUCAGCUGCUGAUAAAGGCUGAAGAUUCUGGCGGUUUGUUCAACACGGCAACGGUAAACAUCAAAGUAACGGACAUCAACGACAAGAAUCCAGAAUUCGUCGACUUGCCUUACGAGUUUACUGUGAAAGAAGGAGAAGCUAGGAAAUUAAUAGGUCGGGUGCAUGCUGAAGAUGCCGAUGAAGGCAUCAACGCAGAAAUCACGUAUUUCGCGCCGGACGACAUACCGUUCACCGUCGAUCCUGAAACUGGAGAUGUGUUGACGAAAAUCGUUUUGGACUAUGAGCAAAAUGAUGAAUACAAAUUUGUGGUAACGGCGAGAGACGGCGCUCCUGAUUACCGCUUAGCUACUGCUACGGUUACAGUGAAAGUUAUAGAUGUCGAGGACGAAGUUCCUGUUUUCCAUCAAAGCAGCUACGAGGCUCGAGUUAAAGAGAAUAUACCAGAUUUCACGGUGCUUCAAGUAACGGCUGAUGAUCCGGAUACAAAGAAGCAAAUCACGUACAUGAUUAAACAAGGGAACACCGAACUAUUCGACAUAGACCCGAAGACCGGAGCCAUAAAAACCGUUCGCGGCUUGGACUAUGAGAGGGAGAACCAGCAUAUCCUUAUAAUUGGCACCGUCGAAAAUACCAGCGAUUCGCCUGGUUCUACUACGAGAGUCGUGGUCAAUGUCCAGGACGUUAACGACAUUCCACCAGUGUUCACGUCAGUUCCUCGUCCGAUUACGCUGGAUGACGACGUUCCCAUUGGCACGACGGUCAUUAAUCUCAUAGCAACAGAUUCCGAUGGCACUGCUCCUGGAAAUCAAGUGAGAUACGAAAUUGUCGGCCGUGAAAUAGCGAACAAAUAUUUUGUGAUCGAUCCGGACACUGGCGUGCUUAGGAUACGAGACGACUUGCGCAAGGAAACGAACACUGAAUAUCAGGUUGAUGUUCGCGCGUACGACAUGGGAGAACCGCAAUUGGCGUCUGUCACGACAGUGCCAGUUUAUGUUCGUCACGUGGCCACGGUGCCGCCAGAAAUCGGCUUAGGUUUUGCAGAAAAUUCCUACAACGUCGAAGUGCCGGAAGAUGCGGGCGACGAUACGUUGAUCAAGAUAAUCACGGUGAUUAACAGUCACGCACACGAUACUACGCCGUUAAAAUGCGAAAUUUAUAGCGGUAACGAGAAGGAAUUGUUCGAGGCGAAUGUUACGGAGGAACGGAAUUGCGCGCUUAAACUCAGGAAAGGAGUCUUGGAUUACGAAACAACGGAAUCCUACCAAGUGAAACUUAAGUUGGAAUCUUUAUCCGGUCUAUUGAAUACCGACAGGAAUACAACGAUGGUAAAGAUUCAAGUGCUCGACGUAAACGACAAUAAACCGGAGUUCAUUUUCGCGGACAGCAGAGCAAAACUAUCGAGAGGACGUUACUUCGCUGCGAUUCCCCGAACCGCCCAGUUCGCGUCGACGGUUAUACAAGUGAAAGCACACGAUAAGGAUAACGGAAAGUACGGGAAACUCGAGUACAAAAUACUCGGUGGACGAGGAUCGGACUACUUCGCCAUGGACAGUUCUUCCGGAAUAAUAAGAACCACCGCGACUUUCGAUAACGUGGAUCUGUCCGAGCUUCCAUUCAAAUUCGACGUUCGAGUUCGAGAUAAUCCUAAUUCGACGGACAACUUUAACUCGAUCGUAGCUCCGGUUAUAGUGAAUCUGAUCGAAGAGGAGAAUCUAAUGAUUCUAGUAGUUCAGGACGCGCCACCAGACGCGUUGCAAAAGGAAGCAUCCAAGAUCGCUGGUAUCAUCGAGGAGAAGAGCGGUCUUCUGAUCGGCAUCGAUAGAGUAGCAGUGAGAAAAAAUUUGACGAAGAAUGGAACCGUCGAGAUGUACCCUCAAGAUUCCGACGUGUGGUUCUACGCGAUCGAUCCAGAUACAGAAGCUAUUUUAGAUAGGAACAGUUCGCGUAUACAAAGAUCGAUUAUCGAGAAAACGGCUAUGUCGAAUAUCACGUUCGACGUGUCGACGCUGGUCCGAGCGAACGCGAUAGACAUUCACGCGCCAGUAAUGCCAGCCGAGUCGGUACGCACGCAAACCGCCAUCGCUUUCAGCGGCGAGGUAUUUCCGUAUGCCUUGAUAAUCAUCGCGUGCGUCAUCUUGAUCCUGGGCAUAGCUGGCAUCAUCUAUAUAUGCGUCUCCUGGUCCAGAUACAAAGCGUACAAGGAACGAAUGCAGCGGAUGUACGUCGUGCCCCGUUACGAUCCUGUGUACGUCGAGCCAAAUUUGAAAGAAUACGAGACACAGGUGCUUCAAAUGAGCGUGCCUGUCGACGACAACGACAGCUAUAACGAUCUCCAGCUUGAUUUCAGCAAUAAGAAUCACGCGUUCAGCUUGGACAAUGUUAGCUAUAUUACCAAAGAUCACGGAGAAAGUACCGGUCAACAGAGCCCUGUAAGUUCGGAAGCGGCGACCACAGCACGCGCUUCCAGCAUAGUCGGUACCCACGGAGAGACGAACAUUCACUCAUUGCGACGAUCGACCCUUGGUAGAAAGAAUCAUAGCAGCAACGCGAACACGUUGAACAACCACGACACGACGCCUGUCUUAAAUCCACUCUACAGUCACGGUAACGAUCUACUCAGUCCUAGUCCGUCGAACGAUAACGUCACGUUCAGAGAAAAGAGGGAUUAUUCUCAUCUAGGAUUCACGUACUUGGGUGAACAAAGCCCGGUAGAAACGACCACGGAGUUAUAAAAAAGAUCGCGCGUGAAAUUAAAGACGAGCGAGAGGCUCGGAUAUGCUCAACUCGAAACUUUUGCUAGAAUUCUUGCUCGAGGUUUUGCGCUGUGCGAUCAUUUUUUUACGAUUUUUUUACGAUAUCGACCUAUCGGUUAAAAGAGACAAAUUACAGCGUCGCGUUGCCAAGUAUUCGUUAUUAAUGGUGCGACGUCGCCGACGCCGGCGCGACGCUCGUUUCCAAAGGUGAUUGCGCGUUUUUCAGAUUAAAUUCGCGAGGAUUAAAGCAAAGUUGGUUUCGUAGCUUUGCCCGAGGCGACAACCGAACCGAAACGAACCGAAAGCAAGCGCCAGCGCAUUUUUAAACGAGCACAAGAAUUUGUUCCACGUGACGAACUUUCGAUCGAAUUGUUGCGACGAAUAGAGCAGCGCAUGUGCCACGACGCGAAACGACAUCGCGAAUACUCUCCUCUAUCGACGACGAACAAAAUCCGGCGAGCUUCUCUCUGCGAAAAACGUCGAAAAACGUCGAAAAAGGUCGAAAAGCGUUGAAAAACUUUCAACGUUGUUCGUCGCGCGUCGCGAUUCUAUAAAAUGCGAAUCAACGUGGCACGACGCGAUCAAAAUCGUUAUUUUCACGGUUUUCUUUAGAAAGUCCGCCACCGAGCGCGGUUAUCACGACUGUACAACGAAAUUGCCAUCGAUUUUGCGACAAUAACGCGCGACUUCAAUGUGAUUUAUGCUUCUUGCUCCGAUGCAAUGACCAAAAAUGCUGCGUGCUCGUAAUAUAAUCGAAAAGCAAAAUCGGAAGAUCGAGGCACCGUUCAAGCACGAGUCUUUCGAGUCUCCUCCGACUAUCGCCUGAUAUUCUCAGGGUUAGCGACAGUGAAAUUGGUUCUUUUUUUCUUUUCUUUUUUUUCUUUUUCUCUUUUUACUUUACAUCGAGAUACGAAUACACAUUUCGUUCAAGUAUUCGUUCGUCGGUUAUUUGUAGCGACGGCGACAAUAUAAAGAAUAUACUUCGAACGUAUAUACGCAUAGACCGUUGUUACGUCGCUGCCGCUGCGAAUAUUUCGCCUUGGUGACGAAGGUCGUUUACAUCGAAUCUAUUCUGUGCAAUAGUUGGUUAUCUCCCGCGAUAAUGUCGACGAAAUAGAUUUCAUUUUGCGCACGAUGCGUCCAUCGUCAAUUCUCGUUUACGUCUAAAUCGAUGAUACAAAUUUUUAUUGGAAACAUGUGCAGAGAACGCAUAGCAGUGAUCAUGAGUCAUCGUACCGUCCAACGUAGUAGUAAGGAUUAAUAAUAAAAUAAUAGAUUUCUAAAUGUUGUAUGUGAGCGAAUAAUGGAACGUGUGCACUGUGUAUAUGUGAUCGGCCCGCGAACUUAAAUACGUAUAUGCAUGAGAGAGACGCCCGUAAAACCAUUUGUAUAAUAAGAUCUUUUUAUUUAUAAUUGCGCGUUUGCUCAUAUUAUUAUUAUUAUUAUUAUUAUUAUUAUUAUUAUUAUUAUUAUUAUUAUUAUUAUCAUCAUCAUCAUCACUCGACCAAUGGUACACAUCGUUGUUACGUACUGUUACAGAGUGAAAAUUUUCUUCGGCUAUUCACGCGUUAUUUUCUCUCGCAAACAUUUUUUAUUCCCUUUCUUUCUUUUAACCUUGAACUACGAAGCGGUCCGCUCUUUCAAAGUGCGGUUCUUUUUGUAGAUAUUCGAUAAGUAGGAGGGUGAUUACGCAAUUAAAUAUAAAAUACGUGAAACGCGUUUAAAUACGAAGAUACUUACGAUUAUUGAUCGGCAAAUAUCGCGUACUUGAUAUAAUAAUUUCCAAUACAGAUUUAUUUCGAGCCUUGUAUGUAAGAUCUGCUAAAUCGAUUAUUUGCAUCCAUUACGUUAUGCGGUGAACGAUAUCCAAUAUUGUAAUUUAUAAUAUAAGGGAAAAUUGUGAGACUUGAUCGAUUAAAUCUCUAGUCGUAUGGCGAACACCUUUAUAACGAAUCUCUCGAUCGUUUCCACUUUCUUUAGGAUACAACGUUGAAAAAUUAUCCGCAUCGCCGAUUCUUUGACUAGAGCGUUAACAUCUUUUACUCAUAGUUGUUUAAAGUACGAAUGCUGUAAAAAUUGUUAAUACCUAAUAAAUCCAUUAUAUUUACGUAAA
This is a messenger RNA of Bombus terrestris (buff-tailed bumblebee), 7428 nucleotides long. It is a transcript of the gene Cad99C, whose product is annotated as cadherin-99C. Bases 549 to 5294 code for a protein of 1581 amino acids. Lineage: Eukaryota; Metazoa; Arthropoda; Insecta; Hymenoptera; Apidae. Gene Ontology annotation, molecular function: calcium ion binding. Gene Ontology annotation, cellular component: plasma membrane. The transcript has 22 exons. Gene Ontology annotation, biological process: homophilic cell-cell adhesion. The record is from RefSeq and is a predicted model, not a curated record.